GAUGGACAUAAUUUCAAGCCAUAUUAAGUUUUGAUCGAUGUGGUAUUACUCCUUUUUCGAGUGUACGUAGCUGGCUUCAACUAUGAUAUAUGAGACGUGAAGGAUAAGGCAGGAAAUCAUUUAACGUUAGACAUCAUUUAAGCUAGCAGCUCGGUUCACUGGCAGAUUGGUAAAAUCCAAAUAUCAACAAAAAUGUAAUUCCUUUAUAAACAUAGGUUUGUAUUAAAAUAACAACUCAAAAUAGCUUGAGCACCUAUGUGAGUAGACAUGCUGUCAGUUCCAAUCAGGUAUUAAUUCAUUUGUUACUGCUUAAAAGAAAGGGUUUUUAGAUUACAUAAAACUUUUUUUUAGAAUAAUAUAAUAUAAAUGAAUGAAUAUAAUUCAUUAACCAUGAUGCAAUCUUUCAAUGACUUAUACAUUUAGCUGUGUAAAUCACCACCGUACGUUUCUCUCCAAUUUUUUUCUUUCUCAGGAUGUUUUGCUUCAUAACUAAUCGCAUAAACAUGCAAUGUGUCUGGGAAACAUAUUUAGGAAAUGUUUCCCUGACAGCUAUUUGCUCCAAUUGCUUACUAAAAUUAAAAUAUAAUUCCCUUCAUAAUAAUGUCAAAUGGCUCUCUGAUUUGUGAAUGCAAAUAUAUUUAAAUUUAUUUUCAUAUUUUGUUUUAUUUUACUAUCUGAUUUUACUUUCCCAGUGCAAAUAUUAGGCUACUCUUUGUAUCUUUGUGUAAUUAUAAUUUCCAUUUAAGCUAUGUAUCUUUGUGUAAUGCUGAUUUCCAUUAAAGCUGGUGUAUACUGCAGAAAAGCUGUUUAAAUGGCUGUUUUUUUCCUCCUGCUGUGGCUAUCCAAAGUAAACUAAUAAAUAAAAUAACAGUUAUCUGUCUGUCUGACAGUAAUAUGACAGACUGAUCAGGAUUAUCAAAACGUCUACAAUGCUAAAUCUAUCAACACAAGGUAAUACAGAUGUAACAGCUAAACAAAAUAAUUUAAGAAAUACCAAAAGCAUUUCGUUUAGGCUACGAUAUCUCGAUGCAAAUACUGAAAAGGUAUGGCCGCGAUGCAACAAGUUUUCGUCGAUUAAUUUAGAAUUUCUCUUUUUACAUCGUCUGAUUGGCCUCAACAUUUUAAUUUCCGCGUUUUGAUUGGCUAAGCGUUUUACGUUUGCGUAUGACGUUUUGACGCGGCAAAUCUAGAGUCGACGUAGGAAGUGCGACGUAGGUAGUGACUUUAGCUUACAAAUAACAUGAAUAUGGUAACUAAUGUGGCGGCUUGCUUGUAAAUGGAAAACUCUGGCAGGUUGUUAGGUAUGGACAUUGAAGCAGACAUUAUCGAAUUUAAAGUGCCGAAUGAAAAUAAUAAGACACUGUUUGUCUGGGAUAUUCUCCCAACGCUUUCAGAGGCUUUCAUUUACGAGUCCAUUUGUGGUGUUUUCUCUGGGUUUGGUGCUCUCUACCUCGUGAAGGUGUGCCAGAAUGCUGCCGUGGCUGAACCGGGGUUCUAUGCCAUUGUGAAGUACUACUCUUCAGCGCAGGCUUCUAAAGCGCAGAGGACCACUGACGGGAAGAGCCUGUUUCAGGAAUCGCCCGUUAAAGUCAGAUUAUGUACUCGACAGAACCCUGCCUUUGCCAGUGAGACCAAGGCACUCAGUAAUCCCAAGUGUCAGGAAUUGGCCAAUCGCUACCUUGGGUUUAAUGGUUGGUCCAGUAAAAUUAUCACACUGCAGGAUCUCUCGGGCGGAGAUGGCGCGUGCACUGGUGCAGAGACCCAGGCGCUAACGCUGAAGUACGGCUGCAUUGUGGAGCUGACUUUCCCCCAGCACUGCCUCAGCUGCCGGGGAACGGGAGUGGCAGAGGAGUCCUUCCAGAGCCAUCCGGACCAUUUGGAGCUGUGUUUGACACGAGGAAAGCUUCAAAAACGGGCCAAAGACAAAGCCCUGGUGGAUGCCUUCAGGAAUGUUUUGCUGGUGUUAUUGAGUAAUGGGAAAGUAGCAGUUGAAUGCAGGUUUGAUCCAGACCAGGUCCUGCCAGUUGAAGAUUUGCAGGGCCUAAUCAAGGUGAACGACAUUUCCUGGAGUCAGUGUGCGGGUGCAGGAGAAGAGGACUUCCUGUCAGAUCUGUCUCUGAAUGCGUCCCACUGGUCUUGAGACAGCUGUGCAUCCUUCGUGAAACAGGAGGAAGGUACUGGCCUGGAGAGCACAUGCACGGUGUCUUAGCAAAGUGACUCAGUCUGAACACCUGCAGACGUUUAUCUCCACUGAGAAAAAGUCAGUACACUAGUGUUAUGUUCAAAUACAACAUACGUUUUUUUUUUUUUUAACACAUUCACUCGGCCAGUGUAAUUACAAAUAUGUGUUGAAUCCGUGUAAAGAGGAAAAAAAAAAUAGGUAAAUACAAUGGACGUUAGUGUUACUUGUUAUGUGUAGGUAUAAUUAAUUUCAUUUUAAUUUACUUUAAAAAAAUUUUAAUUUAAUUUAUUCAUUAUUUUAUUUUAUUUUUUUUAUUUUUUGGAAGGGCUGUACUGAGAUUGUAAGUGGUUUGUUGAGAUGAUUAAGCGUUCCGGCAGUUGCAGAAUGCAGAGCCAGACCACAGGCCUUUGGCAGCCUGUGUGUGCCUGUUUCGGCAGUGGUUGGGUGAUUCGCGUCAGGGUCCGUUGCGCUACUAAUAGCAGGAUGGGGAAUCGCGGUGGAAAACAGUGGUCUGCGGGGUAUUUCUUUCUUCUUCAUUUCUACACGUCUUGUUUCACUUUUCAAUCACUUUCACUUUCCAGUUUUCAUUAUAAGGUGGUUUCAUUUUUACCAUGAAAUAAAUAUUUCCAUUUCGACUUGA
Molecule: messenger RNA, 2822 nt
Organism: Anguilla rostrata (American eel)
Lineage: Eukaryota; Metazoa; Chordata; Actinopteri; Anguilliformes; Anguillidae
Gene: rdm1
Product: RAD52 motif containing 1
Exons: 7
Coding region: 1277-2140 (287 amino acids)
Cellular component (GO): nucleolus
Molecular function (GO): RNA binding
Source: RefSeq, a predicted model, not a curated record